AUUUCGCCUCUCGCCUCUUGCCUCUUUGCCUCCAGCACCGCUGCAUUUCUAUCAUGUUCAUCCGUCUUUUCUCCGUCGCCGAAAUCCCGAGCGUGUUCGGUUGUCGUCGAACAGAACCAAAUCAAUCUUCCGGCCGAAUUAGUUCAAUGGUUCGUUCGAUAAAAUCCCGGGGAUAAGAAUGGGUUUCUUUUCUUUUUCUCUUUUCGCCACAUUGCUGGCGCGUGUGUGGUUGACCGUCGGUCGGACGGUCGGUCGGGUUCCGUUCCUGGCGAUCGUUGCACUUUUCGUCCAUUUCGGCCGGCGCUCGCAAAAUCCACUUCAUUCCAUUCCGUUCCGUUUCCGUUAUGACGUUUACGAAAGGACUUUCCUCGGUGCUUUUCUUUCUUCUCUCAACAAUAGCGGUUGUUAUUUUGCAAUGAAUUGCCUUGUAUUCUUUUUUUUUUUUCUACAUUGCCAUUGUUCGGAUAGAAGUGGCGACUGCACUUGGGUACUGAUGUAUGCGAUGUUCUUAUCUAUGGUGAUGCUGAUGCCGAUGCUUAUUUUGACCCAUCUACUCCAUAUUUCAGUGUCUGUGCGCACUUAUACCUUUGUUGGUAUGGUUUGCUUGAUCUUUUUUGCAGCUAUCAUAACGAAGGAUAUACUUUCUUUCCGAAUAUAUCAUUAUAUGUCGAUGUGUUAGUAGUGCUCUGUAGAUUUCUUCUGCAUAUCAUGUGCUUCGGAAACGCCGACCGUAGAUAUACGAUACUCC
Messenger RNA from Aspergillus eucalypticola CBS 122712, 748 nucleotides. RefSeq lists its product as uncharacterized. The transcript has a single exon. Bases 179 to 679 code for a protein of 166 amino acids. The record is from RefSeq and is a predicted model, not a curated record. NCBI's taxonomy places the organism in Eukaryota, Fungi, Ascomycota, Eurotiomycetes, Eurotiales, Aspergillaceae.